UAACCACACACUCCCAGCCUUCCCUCCUCCUCUCACCCUGUAUGCACAGUCACUAUUCCAGAAAUCUACACUCACACACAGGCACAAUCACUUUCCCAGCUGCCUGCACACACAUUUGCCUUUGCAGCAUCAUGUCCCAGACACUUUUUCUUUGUCUUAUGCUAUAUUUUGGGAUCUGUUGGGCUCAGGAUUCUAGUACACAAGAUGCCAACAAUACCUACACCAGGCCUGUGUUCUUAUGCGGAGGAGAUAUUACUGGAGAUGCAGGGUACAUAGCAAGUGAAGGCUUUCCAAAUUACUACCCACACAACAAAAAGUGUGUCUGGAGCAUCACGGUCCCUGAUGGACAUGUGGUGAUGCUAACAUUCCGUGUUCUUGACAUGGAAUCAGACCCCAGCUGCCGCUAUGAUUAUCUUAGCAUAUACAACGGGCACAGCCGAACUGCCCAGCAAUUAGCACGUGUCUGUGGAACUUUCCGUCCUGGAGCCCUAAUGUCAACUGGCUCACAAAUGAUGCUAGAGAUGGUAACAGACGAGGAAACAGGGGGGCGGGGCUUUCUGGCCUGGUACAGCGCUGUCUCUACUCAAGUCAGUGAGAGUCAGUUUUGUGGAGGAAAACUUGAAAAGCCCCAGGGAAGUCUGAGCACCCCAAACUGGCCUGAAAAUAAUUAUCCAAGUGGUAUAAGUUGUUCCUGGCAUAUUGUAGCCCCAAAGGAUAAGGUAAUCGAGUUAGCGUUUGAUAAAUUUGAUGUCGAAGGAGACAGCUACUGUCGAUAUGAUUACGUAGCUGUUUUUAAUGGAGGAGAAACAGACAACAACCAAUUAAUUGGAAAAUAUUGUGGUGAUUCUGCACCCAAGUCUAUUUACUCAGGUGCCAAUGAGAUGCUGGUUCAGUUUGUGUCUGAUCUCAGUGUCACAGCUGAUGGAUUUGCCGCAUCCUACAGGAUGAAAGAAAUCUCAGAAGUGCCAAAGAAAAUCCCAGGUUCAAAACCCACUUCAAGCAGUGUACCAGAAAGUAAAAGUCCUCCAAAAACCAAACCAUUACUUAAACCAACACCUAAACCAACAGCUAAACCAACACUCAAACCAAAACCUACAGCUAAAGUGACAGCCAAACCUACUACAAAACCCAAGCCUACUAAAGUGGCAAAAACCACAGCAGUACCCAAAACCAAAGAAACUGCUUUACCACCUAUUUCAAAGAGCCCACGUGCUGGAUCCUCUUCACCUGCAAAGUGUCCUGAAAAGUGCAGGAAGACCGGAACGCUAAGCAAUCACUACUGUGCAAAUCAGUUCGUGGUUACAGGGACAGUGAAGUCUGUGGUCAAAGGCGAUAUCGAGAACACAGUUCUAGCAAAUAUCAACAUCAUCAACACAUACAAGGUUGGGGACCUCACGAUUCAGCAAGCAGGAAAGAGUAUGGCCAUCAAAAUCAUUAAUGAAUGUCCAAAGUGUCCCAUUCUAAAGAGAGGUUCCAGCUAUCUAUUUAUGGGAGCAGUGGAUGAGGAAGGACGCGGCAGGAUUAUAGGAGACAGUUUUGUUGUUACUUACAAAGCAGCUCAGCACCAAAUGCUAACAAGUAUCGGCAAAAGACCUUGUUAGGAGUUUCUAUUCAUUAAACUCUCUUUUCUACUCUGUAAAGGCCAGUAAUGCUUACAAUAUGUCACAACUAUUCCCCACUUUAAUAAAGAAUAUUGUUCAUUUCUUGGCAAACGUUUUUAUACUGGGAAUUAAAUGUGUCUAACAACAUAAAAA
Molecule: messenger RNA, 1754 nt
Organism: Bombina bombina (fire-bellied toad)
Lineage: Eukaryota; Metazoa; Chordata; Amphibia; Anura; Bombinatoridae
Gene: PCOLCE
Product: procollagen C-endopeptidase enhancer
Exons: 9
Coding region: 42-1601 (519 amino acids)
Molecular function (GO): protein binding
Source: RefSeq, a predicted model, not a curated record